Messenger RNA from Pelobates fuscus (common spadefoot toad), 1312 nucleotides. RefSeq names its product BCL2 interacting protein 1 (gene BNIP1). Lineage: Eukaryota; Metazoa; Chordata; Amphibia; Anura; Pelobatidae. Gene Ontology annotation, cellular component: endoplasmic reticulum; SNARE complex. The transcript is spliced from 6 exons. The coding region runs from base 18 to 704 and encodes 228 amino acids. The record is from RefSeq and is a predicted model, not a curated record. Gene Ontology annotation, biological process: retrograde vesicle-mediated transport, Golgi to endoplasmic reticulum. Gene Ontology annotation, molecular function: SNAP receptor activity.
GUAGCCCGGGGGGGUUAAUGAUGGCGACUUCCCAGGACUUCCACGUCCAGAUGUGUCACAAAGAAAUUGUCAAAUAUGAUCUCGAGAUCAAAGCUCUGAUCCAGGAUAUUCGAGAAUGCUCUGGUCCCAUAAGCGUGCUCACUGAUCUGAAUGCACAAGUUAAAGAGAAAUUCCAUCUCCUGAGAUUGAGAAUACAGGAUCUUGAGCAGAUGGCCAGAGAGCAGGAUAAGGAAUCUGACAAGCAAGCCUUGCUGAAGGAGAUGGAGUGUCACAAAAGGCAGAUGCUCAGUAAUCAGACCGUGUGGAGGAAGUCAAACCUUUCCUGUAAGCAGACAAUUGACAACUCUGAGAAAGAUGAACUACUUGAAGGAGGGGAUCCUACGAGACAGAGGAAAGUAGCAAAAGAAAACCUGGCCCAGUCCGCAAGCAAUAUAACGGAAAGCCUGAUGGGUAUCAGCCGAAUGAUGUCACAGCAGGUUCAGCAAAGUGAAGUAGCCAUGCAUACACUGGCAACCUCUUCCAGGACAAUACUGGAAACCAAUGAAGAAUUUAAAUCCAUGUCUGGAACCAUACAGCUUGGGCGUAAACUCAUCACCAAAUACAAUCGUCGUGAACUGACAGACAAACUUCUCAUCUUCUUGGCUCUGGCGUUGUUUUUGGCAACUGUACUCUACAUCCUAAAAAAAAGACUAUUUCCAUUUUAAUGGCUGCCGCGGGGUUUGUCAAUAAGAUCGUCUGUACAGACAAUACAAACUUCACGAUUGCCUGUCUGCACCGUUGAACAUUAGACACUGUACGUCUCCCGGCACUACAUCGUUAACUACUAUGACCACAUGUAUGGAACUAAUAGUGCAAGGACUCUUGACAAACAAGAACACAUUAACUAAAAUUGGUUUUAGAUCAGUUCUUUUCAGUUGUAUGAGAGGAAUUAAAACAUAAAGAGAACGUGUAAGGAAGGCUAUUGUCAGCUGAUAAAAGUAUAUGUGUUACUUUCUGAAAUCUUAUAGUUCCUAAUUUUUAUUGACUAAUACAACAUAUUUGUGUGAUUAGAUGUUUGUAAUGCCCCUUAAAUGUAUAAGAAUGAGAGCAGCUCCAUUAACUUCUUGUCUUGGCAUUUACCGGAGUUAACAGUUGCUACUAAUGUUAAUGGCCAUAUCAAUAUAUAUUGGUAAUUCAUUUGACAACUCUACUAUAUUCCUGUUCUGAGAUACAAAACAUUUACCACAAUAUUCCUUAUCACUUCUACAAAAUGAAACCAGGUUCAAAUGACUAUUUUUGCUUAAUGACAGCCCAGCUCUGAAAUGUUACUUCU